CCGAGACCCGGAAGUGACGAGCAGGGGGUUGCGGGGAACGGAUGAACUGGUCGCCGGCCUGGGGCAGGGUGACGGGUCAGUUCGGGUCGGAACUAUUCUCUGGACGGCCAUCGGCGCCCACAGGCACUCUCGCCACACUUGGGUAGAGGGCUUGGAGUGCAGCGUCCAUGUCUGUCCAGAGGUCAGCGAGUGAAGUGUGUGGGGCAUCCAGUGACGGCGGCCAGGCAAGCAACAUUGAACUAACUGAACUGCUGGAUGACAAGCCCAAGCCCCAGGCCGGUGGGAACUCUGCAGUUGGAAUGGAAGUUAAGACAGACCCUGGAACACAGAAUGAGGAGGAAGAGGAAGAGGAGGUGCGAGUACUGACCCUCCCUCUUCAGGCUCAUCAUGCAAUGGAGAAGAUGGAGGAGUUUGUGUACAAGGUUUGGGAGGGCCGUUGGCGAGUGAUCCCUUAUGAUGUGCUCCCCGAUUGGCUGAAGGACAAUGACUAUCUCCUUUAUGGACACAGGCCACCAAUGCCCUCUUUUCGAGCUUGCUUCAAGAGCAUCUUUAGAAUCCACACAGAGACCGGUAACAUCUGGACGCAUCUCUUGGGUUUUGUCUUUUUCUUGGGUCUGGGAAUCCUGACACUCCUGAGGCCCAAUAUGUACUUCAUGGCCCCCCUGCAGGAAAAGGUGGUCUUCGGAAUGUUCUUCCUGGGAGCUGUCCUCUGUCUCAGCUUCUCCUGGCUCUUCCACACAGUGUACUGCCACUCUGAGAAAGUCUCCAGAACAUUCUCCAAAUUGGACUAUUCAGGAAUCGCCUUGCUCAUUAUGGGCAGCUUCGUGCCCUGGCUGUACUAUUCAUUCUACUGCUCCCCCCAGCCCCGCCUCAUCUACCUCGGCAUUGUUUGCGCUCUAGGGAUAUCAGCCAUUAUCGUUGCUCAGUGGGACCGAUUUGCAACACCUAAGCACCGGCUUACAAGAGCAGGGGUGUUUCUGGGUCUAGGCCUGAGUGGUAUAGUACCCACUCUACAUUUUACUAUCGCUGAAGGCUUUGUAAAAGCAACAACUGUUGGACAGAUGGGCUGGUUUUACCUGAUGGCGGCGAUGUACAUCACUGGGGCUGGGUUGUAUGCAGCUCGCAUUCCAGAACGCUUCUUCCCUGGAAAGUGUGAUAUCUGGUUCCAGUCGCACCAGUUGUUCCAUGUGCUGGUGGUGAUUGCAGCCUUUGUUCACUUCCAUGGAGUUUCCAACCUGCAGGAAUUCCGAUAUGGGCUCGAAGGAGGUUGCACAGACGACUCACUGCUCUGAACCCCAGCACUGUUGCACAAAAUUCUUAACGACAAGACCUAAAGUGCAUUGAAUAUUCUCUUUCUUCGGUUCCUUUUACAAAACAAAUUGUCGCUCGCCUAGCCUCCCCCCUCCAAAAAAGAAUUUUUUUUUAAAAAGGACAGCUUUUUUCAGUGAACUGCAUGAAGGCAGGCAGAAUCAGGCUGAGUGAAUGUUAGUGAGAUUGUUAGUCCCUGCCAGACUUCUAGUCUCAGUAACUUUAUUCAGAAAUGCCCCAAUAAGAAGGCAACACUAAGGACAAUGGUCUCACCAGCUAGGCUGGUGGUGGUUUCAUUAGCCUAUUGGAAACCCUUGCAGUUGGAGCAGAAGUGAACCUCGACAGUACUACAACGAAGCAACACCUCAAAUUCAAACAUCAUUCUUCACGUAAAAAUACAAUCCCAGGCUUCACAGGAACACAAUCAUGCACAAUUUGAUACUAAGCCACACAGGGUAGUAAGUGGCUGAAAGGUAGGUUUUAAAAUGGCUCUGUCAUCUGAAGGGCAGGUACCAGUGCGGGAGAGCCUACACUUGUGGGGUUCAGCAGCCUGGAGCGGAGGAGCACGGAUCUCAGAGGGAGUUGGGUCUGGAGGAGAUUGCAGAGUUGCAGAGGGGAGGAGAGGAGAGAGGCCAAGGGAAGUUUAAAAGAAGUGAGGAGAUUGAAAUCGGGUUGUGCCUAUCCAGAUGCCCAUUUGAAUCAGACGAUUUGAGGAUGUUGUAAGAAUUUUAAUGACAUUGUUUAUGGAAGGUAAAACUAAGGAUGCCAGGGAUGUCGUGAAGCAGCCAUGUUUUGUCAAU
This is a messenger RNA of Mobula hypostoma (lesser devil ray), 2108 nucleotides long. RefSeq names its product adiponectin receptor protein 1-like. Bases 168 to 1292 code for a protein of 374 amino acids. Gene Ontology annotation, molecular function: signaling receptor activity. Gene Ontology annotation, cellular component: plasma membrane. Gene Ontology annotation, biological process: adiponectin-activated signaling pathway. The transcript has 8 exons. The record is from RefSeq and is a predicted model, not a curated record. NCBI's taxonomy places the organism in Eukaryota, Metazoa, Chordata, Chondrichthyes, Myliobatiformes, Myliobatidae.